GGCUGAACAUUUUUACUGUAAGACUGGAGUUCAUGCAGAUUAAAUGCUUGUGCAAUUCAGACAUUCAGACUACCACAGGGAAGAAAAUGUGCUCAACUAAUCCAGAAAGCUGGGUGACCUUCGAUGAUGACAAUCCAUUCCAGACUCCCCAGAAGUCACUGAUCCAUCCUCAUGACAACCAUUACAUUCCUAGAUCAAGAGGGCUGAAACUGAGUCUGUCACACGACCAUACAAGCCUGUCCUCCAACGCCAGCACUCCUCACACAUCUCCCAUAAUUGACUUUACCAGCCCUGGACCUCCUUUUAAUUCACCUUUGUGCACACCCAUCAAAGACAGUCCAGUCACUCCAUGCACUACAAAAACAGGGUCUUAUAACUUGUACCCCAUUCCAGAGUUUUCACAGGUUCAACCCUAUACGUUAUCUGAGCCCUCAACUUUGCUGGCAGAAAACCAGACAUCAAGCAUUCCAUCACCUGCAUAUUCAGGUAUAAAUGAUUCAAGUCCGAAGUUGAAAACUAUAAAUUAUUUAGGUAGCUUAACAAGUUCACAUUUGCAACAACCACCUAAUGAGUGUGCGUUUUCAAGCCCGUUUUGGAACAAUGACUUUUCAGGCAUCAUUUGUUCAAUUGAAGCAGGCAAUGUGAUAGACUCUCAGAUAAAAGAUAAAAUUCCUGCAAAACAAGAACACAACGCAACAGAAAAAGACACAUUUAAUAACCAGCGAAGCCUUAACCAGUGUUCUUUCAGCUACGUGUGUGAAAGGCUUCAGCAUUUAAACACUGACCCACCUGACAAUUUGAAGCAUCAUCUUGCUUGUGCUGAAAGAAACAGGCCUUCAUUUAUUCCACAAAGUCUCUUUAGAAGUCAGAAAAAAGAUGGGUGGCCUUUCAUGUUGAGGAUUCCGGAGAAAAAAAACAUGAUGUCUUCCAGGCAGUGGGGACCUAUUUACCUGAAAGUUCUGUCUGGUGGAAUUCUGCAAAUGUAUUAUGAAAAGGGCCUUGAGAAACCAUUCAAAGAGUUUCAACUUCAUCAGUUCUGCAGGCUUUCAGAACCCAAGCUGGAAAACUUAGGAGUUUCUGAAAAAAUACACUCAGUUAAGAUAGAAAAUGUAACUUAUUCUGAAAAAAGAAAAUACCACCCAAAACUUGAAGUGGUCCAUGAAGCCGAAAUUGAACAAAUGUUAAAAUUAGGCACCACUGAUUACUGUGAUUUAACAGAUUUUAUCAUAACAAUAGAGGAAGAAUUGAUGAUGCUCUCUCCAGUACUGAAACAAAAGAGAACUUAUGAAGAGCCUGAAAUGUCAGUGGAAUUAGUGGACAACGUUUGGGCAGAAGUCACCAAAGAUGGAAAACUACAUGACAAGGCAGUAAUGUCUCAAGUGUACUGUCUUUGUUUCAUUCACAGUGGUGUAGAGUGUUUUUUAACAAUGAACGACUCCGAGUUGCAAAGGCUAUCGGAAAAUUAUUUUGGAAAGGACAAUGAUGAAAAACUGAUCAACAUUUCCGAGUAUCAUUUCCAUAAAUGUGUUAAAAAACACGAAUUCACAAAGUCCAGGAUAGUUAAGUUCACCCCAGUGGAUGGAUGUAGGUUUGAGCUGAUGCGAUUUAAAACUCCUUGUGUAUUAGAAGAACUUCCCUUUUCUUUGAAGAGCUUGGUUGUGGUCCAGGGGGCAUAUGUAGAGCUCCAAGCUUUUCUUAACACAUCUGGAAGUGUGGUGGCUUCACCGCAGAUACAUUUUUGUGAGAAUAUAACCAUCAAUUUCCCAGUUCCUGCACAGUGGGUCAAAGCACUAUGGACAGCAAGUCUUCAGAGGCAGAGGUCCCUGAAAACCAAGAUGAACCGCAGAGCUUGCCUGGGAUCCACAUAUGAAAUUGAAUCUGAACCAGUAAUACAAGUGACGAUCGGAACAGCUAAGUAUGAGUAUGCUUACAAGGCUGUUGUAUGGAAGAUUGAUAGACUCCCAGAUAAAAAUUCUAGUCCAGAUCAACCACACAGCUUAUCCUGCAAGCUUGAGCUGGGCUCAGACCAGGAGAUCCCUCGUAACUGGAAUCCCGUGGCAACGGUGCAGUUUGUUAUGCCGGCUACAUGCGUCUCGGGGGCAGAGGUAAAAUCAAUGGGCAUCGAGAGUGAUAUCCAGCCCCAUAAACACGUCUUGCACAAAGCUUGCUACAACAUACAGGUGGAGAUUGAAAGAAAACUUAUUCCAGUAAGUGGAGAAGACAUGGACAAAGCUGAAGAGUGUAUAACGCAAUAAUACCAG
Molecule: messenger RNA, 2261 nt
Organism: Nanorana parkeri
Lineage: Eukaryota; Metazoa; Chordata; Amphibia; Anura; Dicroglossidae
Gene: STON1
Product: stonin 1
Exons: 4
Coding region: 33-2255 (740 amino acids)
Biological process (GO): regulation of endocytosis; clathrin-dependent endocytosis; synaptic vesicle endocytosis
Cellular component (GO): synaptic vesicle; AP-2 adaptor complex
Molecular function (GO): clathrin-cargo adaptor activity
Source: RefSeq, a predicted model, not a curated record